UACAUGGUUAGCUGUCCACUGGUUUUUUUAUUAAUCUUUUUUUCCUUUUAUUCCACCAGUUUUCCCCAGAUUUUAUUUUCUCUUAGCUUAUAUUUUUCUUCCCCCACCGUUUUGACAUUUGAAAACUUUCCGGGACUUUAUUUCCUUUAACGAAAGUCCCAGAUUCUUAAAACACAUUUCUCUUGGUAGAGAUCUGGAGUUAAGGUUUUUGCUCUGUUUUAGUCAACGAUCUGGGGAGUUCAGUUUGGUCUGGUUUUUUCUUACAGCUAAAGAAUCAAAGGAUUCUUUUUUUUGUUCUUGCCUUUGGUAAGACGCCAUUGGAGAGAGAGUGAAAAAUAACAACACCAAGACGAAGACGACGAGUUUCAGUUCAGUUUCUUUUUAUAUUCCUUAAAGCUUUUAUCUUUGUAUAUAAUACACGCGUGAACCUAGGAAUUUGACUCGUGUAAUGCUGCGAGCAGACUCAGUGAGUCUUACGCUUUCUCUGAAAAAUGCGUUUCUCCAUGAUUUCUGAAACACAGAUCGUUCAUUUUCAAUCUUUAUAGAGAUAUAAAACCUUACCCUCCAUACAUAUUUUUUUCUUCGUUUCUUUUUUUUUGUUGUUGUUGUUGUAUAGUAUAAAAAAAUGAUGAGAAUGAAGACUAAACCGACGGCAGCAACCUUUAAAGGCGGAGGUGAACCGGUUGCACGUGAAUGGGAACUUAGACCCGGAGGUAUGUUAGUACAAAAACGAAACCCAGAUUCCGAUCAAAUCACGAUCCCACCGGCGCCGACUAUUAGAGUUAAAGUCAAACACGGCUCUAUUUACCAUCAAAUCAACAUCAAUUCUCAAGCUACAUUCGGGGAAUUAAAGAAAAUGUUAACGGGACCAACGGGAUUACACCAUAAAGAUCAAAAGCUAAUAUACAAAGAUAAAGAGAGGGAUUCGAAUGUGUUUUUGGAUAUGGUGGGUGUUAAAGAUAAAUCGAAAAUGGUUUUAAUUGAAGACCCAAUUAGUCAAGAAAAGAGAUUAAUGGAGAUGAGGAAAAAUGCUAAAAUGGAGAAAGCUUCUAAAUCUAUAUCUGAAAUUAGCUUUGAAGUUGAUAGGCUUGCUGGCCAGGUUUCAGCAUAUGAAUCGGUUAUUUCAAAAGGUGGGAAAGUAAAUGAGAAAGAUGUGGUUAAUUUGAUUGAGCUGUUGAUGAACCAGUUGCUUAAAUUAGAUGGGAUUAUGGCUGAUGGUGAUGUUAAAUUGCAAAGGAAAAUGCAGGUGAGAAGGGUUCAAAAAUAUGUUGAAACAUUGGAUACGUUGAAGAUUAAAAACUCAAUGCCUAACAACAAUGGAGGAGGUGAAAUGGAAAUGCAAUCUGAAGACAAGCAUACCAAUGGGCAAAAAGUAGCCCCAAUCCAAGAACGCCGCUAUAAUCAGCAACAGCAACAAUCGUCGGCAGCGGAUGGGGUGGUAGUGACGACAAAAUGGGAGACAUUUGAUUCAUUCCCAGCAUUAGUGCCGGUCCCCUCGACAUCUACAUCGACUGCCAAUAAUUCAAUCUCUCCGCCGAAGUUCCCUUGGGAAUUCUUUGACUGAAGCAAAUGCCAUUUUUAUUGUUUGUGUGUGUGUGGAUGUGCUUUAGUGUUUGCCAUAUGAUCUUAUUGUUUUCUUCUUCAUUCUUUGACGUAGUUAGAUUUGGUUGAACAAAGCCCCCUUAUGUUUUGAACAUGUCAUUUUAUUAGUUUGAAUGGGAAAAUAAAUACGGGGGCUUCCACUGUGGUUCAAUUCUACAGUUCCAUUUCAAUUUGUAUUCUCCUAAAUUUAAUGGUCGCAAACAACUAUAUAUAUUUUUUAUGUUA
Molecule: messenger RNA, 1827 nt
Organism: Gossypium raimondii (Peruvian cotton)
Lineage: Eukaryota; Viridiplantae; Streptophyta; Magnoliopsida; Malvales; Malvaceae
Product: BAG family molecular chaperone regulator 1
Exons: 4
Coding region: 626-1564 (312 amino acids)
Biological process (GO): protein stabilization
Cellular component (GO): cytoplasm
Molecular function (GO): adenyl-nucleotide exchange factor activity; protein-folding chaperone binding
Source: RefSeq, a predicted model, not a curated record